ACGAUUCCAUAUUCACAAACCAUUUCGACGCAUUGAGAGAGAUUGAGCUCCAAAUUUAUUCAAAGUUAAUCCUAAAAUGGAAAUGAUAAUAUUAAUCUCUCUUUCCUUAACCACCUUGCUAACUAUUCUUCUCUUCUUUAAAUUACUCCUCAAACGACCCAACCCUAACUUACCUCCGUCUCCAUGGUCGCUUCCGGUCAUUGGAAACCUCCAUCAGCUCAGUCUCCACCCGCACCGUGCUCUCUGUUCCCUCAGUGCGCGCCAUGGUCCACUCAUGCUCCUUCGUUUCGGCCGUGUCCCUGUUCUCAUUGUAUCUUCUGCUGACGUAGCUCAUGGUGUCAUGAAGACACAUGAUCUUAAGUUUGCCAACCGUCCGAUCACAAAAUCGGCCCACAAAAUAUCCAAUGGCGGGCGAGAUUUGGUUUUCGCCCCAUAUGGCGAAUACUGGAGGAACGUUAAGAGUCUAUGCACAACACAUCUCCUCAGCAACAAAAUGGUUCAGGCCUCUGAGAAAAGAAGAGAAGAAGAGAUAACUCUAUUGAUGGAGACGCUGGAAGAAGAAAGUUUAUCUACUUCAUCAGUGAAUCUAAGCAAACUCAUUACUAAUAUGGUAUGCGACAUAAUGGGUAAAGUUGUAUUGGGGAAAAAAUACAGCGGUGAGGAAGGUACAAUCGAUGUCAAGACCAUAACAAAGAGUUUCCUGGAUGCCGUGGGGCUUUCCCCGGUCGGGGAAUACAUUCCGAGUUUGGCAUGGAUAGGUAAGAUUACGGGUUCCGAUGGUAAGCUAGAGAAAAUAACAAAAAAGUUUGGUGAUUUUAUAGAAAAAGUGUUGCAAGAACAUGAGGAUAUAUAUGCCGACAAAGAGACACCAGAUUUUGUUGAUAUGUUGCUAACGAUGCAAAGAGAUGAAUCCACUCAAUGCCAGUUGGAUAAAAGCGACUUAAAAGUCAUCAUAUUUGAGAUGUUUUUAGGGAGCACGACAACAACUUCCGCGGUAAUAGAGUGGGCGAUGACACGCCUUAUGAGAAAUCCAGAAUGCAUGAAGAAACUUCAAGAUGAGAUUCGUUCAAUUUCGAAGAGUAAUUCUUAUGUAUCAGGAAAAGAAGUAGAAAAUAUGAACUACUUAAAAGCUGUGAUCAAGGAGGUACUUCGGCUGCAUCCUCCUCUCCCACUAUUAGUUCCGCGACUAUUAAGCGAAGAUGUUAAACUAAGAGGAUAUGACAUUACUGCGGGCACACAGGUGAUCGUUAAUGCUUGGGCUAUCCAACGAGACACUGCGACUUGGGGACCAGAUGCAGAAGAAUUUAGACCAGAAAGACAUUUAGAAAUACCUUUGGAUUUCUUUGGACGGAAUUUCAAAUACAUUCCAUUUGGAGCAGGGAGAAGGUUAUGUCCCGGCAUUGGACUUGGGUCGGUGAUGGCAAGUGUGACUUUGGCCAAUCUUGUGAAACGGUUUGAUUGGAGAGUUGAGCACGGACCACCAGGAGAUGAUCAACCAGAUCUAGUAGAGGGAGCUGGCAUCGAUGGUUGCCGAAAAUAUCCUCUUGUUGUCUUUCCAUCUUCUGCUUAAUUUAUUUUCCCAUGGUACACUAGUUGCGACACAUUGUUUGUGAAAUGUCAUAAAGUUAUUUCUAAUUAAAAGAGUUGCAGAGGAAUUACCUAAAGUUUCG
This is a messenger RNA of Camelina sativa (false flax), 1670 nucleotides long. Its product is annotated as cytochrome P450 71A16. NCBI's taxonomy places the organism in Eukaryota, Viridiplantae, Streptophyta, Magnoliopsida, Brassicales, Brassicaceae. The record is from RefSeq and is a predicted model, not a curated record. Gene Ontology annotation, molecular function: monooxygenase activity; heme binding; oxidoreductase activity, acting on paired donors, with incorporation or reduction of molecular oxygen.